UUUUGCUUGAAACUCCCGAGCGCAGUGUGUCAUCGUCGGCGGUCUGUUUCUUUAAAUAUUUUCUGCCGCAAAGGAUUGUGGGUAAUAGAUCUCCUGGCCGCUGCCUCUUUUCUUUCGGCAGCCACACGCGCUUCCACGCGGCUGCGCAAAAUUGUUCCUGAAUUUGGACCGAACGUGCUGAAUCCUCGUCGCAAGCGGAAAAGUGUUGCGAUCGUCGUGUGAAAAUGUGCGCGAGGGGGACGGCGGAGUACGACGAGGAACUGUGGGGUCCGAAAGAGGAGGAGGAGCCAAAAGGUCAACUACUGGACUCCGUGUUCAAUCUGCAGCCUCGAAUUGUGCUGCGCAGAGCAAGAGACCGAAAACUGAGUUGCGGACAGAAAAGAACAACACAAAUACGACACCAAGACAUCGGUAAAGAUCUUCAACCUGAGCGGCAGGAGCCACAGCCCCCUCACAUUAAAGAGGAAGAGGAGGAUGAAGAGGUCCACCACAUCAGAGAGGAAGAGGAACUGGAGACCAGUCCCAUUAAAAAAGAGGAGGCAGAAGAGCGCCCCCACAUCAAACAGGAAGAGGAGGAGGAGAUCAGCAAGUUUUCAACUGGUGUCCCUUUGAAGAGUGAAGGUGACGGUCAAACAGAAGAGAGCAAAGGGGCGGAGCCUCCAAGCAGCAGCUCAAGUCAACACAUGACAACAGAAGGUGAUGGAGACCCCGAUGCAGGAUCACAACCAGAUGGCCUCUUCGCUCCACUAUCAGAUAGUGAUGGCAUGAUGUCACAAUCUCCGAACACUGAUGAAAGUUAUGAUGAUAAACAGUCUGAAGGUGAUAUGGAAAUUCCCACUGACAACAAACAAUGGAAAUGUUCUCAGUUUGGGAAAACCUUUGCUGACAAGAAGGCUUUGAAGAUAACACACACUGGAGAGAAACCUUUUGCCUGCUCAUUUUGCAGUAAAAGAUUCACUCAGAAGGGAACCUUGAAAAUACACACAAGAACGCAUACUGGAGAGAAACCUUUUUCCUGCUCAGUUUGUGGUCAGAGAUUCACUCAGAAGGGAGAUUUGAAAAUACACGCAAGAACCCACACUGGCGAGAAACCUUUUGUCUGCUCAGUUUGCGGUCAAAGAUUCACUUAUGAGGGCCAAUUCAAAAUACACACAAGAGCGCACACUGGAGAGAAACCUUUUUCCUGCUCAGUUUGUGGCCAAAGAUUCUCACAGAAGAAAACCUUCAAAAUACACACAAGAACCCACACUGGUGAGAAACCUUUUUCGUGCUCCGUUUGCAGUAAAAGAUUUACUCAAAAGGGACAAUUAAAAGUGCACUCAAGAACCCACACUGGUGAGAAACCUUUUUCCUGCUCAGUUUGUGGUCAAAGAUUCUCUGUAAAGGGAAGCUUAAAAAGACACACAGCGACACACACUGGUGAGAAACCUUUUUCCUGCUCAGUUUGCGGUCAAAGAUUCACUCAGAAGGGAGAUUUAAAAAUACACACCAGAACACACACUGGAGAGAAACCUUUUGCCUGCUCAGGUUGCAGUAAAAGAUUCACGAGGAAGGGAGAUUUAAACAUACACACAAGAACCCACACUGGUGAGAAACCUUUUUCCUGCUCAGAUUGUGGUAAAAAAUUCACUCAGAAGGGAGCCUUAAAAGUACACUCAAGAACCCACACUGGUGAGAACCGUUUUUUUCUGCUCACUUUGUGAUCAUAGGUUCCCUCGUAAGACACACGGGUGCUGGUGAGAAUAGCCGUGAUCAAAGUCUUUUAAUGACGAUGGAAAUGUUUCAUAGCAAAAGUAAUUACAAUGUGAGUGACUGAGGGUUUUGUGUUCAUCUUGUUGUCGUCUAUCUAUUUAUCUACAUAUAUAUAUAUAUAUAUAUAUAUAUAUAUAUAUUUGGUUUUAUCUUGGGGUCUUGUUCACGAGUGAGGGAAGGAUUGAACGGGAGAUCGACAGGCGGAUCGGUGCGGCGUCUGCAGUGAUGCGGACUUUGUAUCGGUCCGUUGUGGUAAAGAAGGAGCUAAGCCGAAAGGCCAAGCUCUCGAUUUACCGGUGGAUCUACGUUCCUACCCUCACCUACGGUCACGAGCUGCGGGUCGUGACCGAAAGAACGAGAUCCCGGAUACGAGUGGCCGAAAUGAGUUUCCUCCGCAGGGUGUCCGGGCUCUCCCUUAGAGAUGGUCAUCCGGGAGGGGCUCAGAGUAGAGUCUGUGCUCCUCCGCAUCGAGAGGAGCCAGAUGAGGUGGCUCGGGCAUCUGAUUCGGAUGCCUCCCGGACGCCUCCCUGGUGAGGUGUACCGGGCACGUCCCACCGGGAGGAGACCCCGGGUACGACCCAGGACACGCUCCCGGCUGGAUGCCUCUGGAUCCCACCGGAAGAGCAGGAUGAAGUGGCUGGGGAGAUGGAAGUCUGGGCGUCGCUGCAAAACCUACUGCCCCCCGUGACCCGACCUCGGAUAAGUGGUAGAAAAUGCAUGGAUAAUUAUCAAAGAAGUGAAUGAUUGACUGAUAUAAGACUGGAAAGAAACGGACCUUUGGUGGUAAAUCAAUAAAAUAAGCUUCUUCAAACAGUGA
Phyllopteryx taeniolatus (common seadragon) is the source of this 2569-nucleotide messenger RNA. RefSeq names its product gastrula zinc finger protein XlCGF57.1-like. The coding region runs from base 225 to 1703 and encodes 492 amino acids. The transcript is spliced from 4 exons. Gene Ontology annotation, biological process: regulation of transcription by RNA polymerase II. Lineage: Eukaryota; Metazoa; Chordata; Actinopteri; Syngnathiformes; Syngnathidae. The record is from RefSeq and is a predicted model, not a curated record. Gene Ontology annotation, molecular function: DNA-binding transcription factor activity; RNA polymerase II cis-regulatory region sequence-specific DNA binding.